AUGAUUCCAUAUAAGAACCAGAUGGCGAUGCCCUGGCAGACUCAAGCAUUAUUGGAUUUUCCGCUAUUUUCUGGUAUGUGCGCAUGGUUAUGUCACAUAGGUGUGGUGCUCCUCGACACCUUUGACUCUUCAGUAUUACGAGCACAGACGUUUUAUACAAACGAAGUGGCGGCGGAUAAGGAAUGUAUCAUCAUCGAGCAGUCUAGAGGCAUCUCUCCGAUUCAGAAGUCGGGAAAUAGACAGAGCUGCACCAGAACUACGUCAAUUGCCCAUCGUCUGCGCCAACUCUGUGACCAGUUUGAAUUGGAAUUUGAGGGCCAAGGAUUGUUUCAUGGUGCUGCGAAAAGUGACACGGAAGACUGGGUAAAGUGCAUACAUAUAAUUUCAAUUUUGAGUGU
Ostertagia ostertagi is the source of this 398-nucleotide messenger RNA. Lineage: Eukaryota; Metazoa; Nematoda; Chromadorea; Rhabditida; Trichostrongylidae. The record is from the annotation of a GenBank genome assembly.